Juglans microcarpa x Juglans regia is the source of this 1045-nucleotide messenger RNA. RefSeq lists its product as uncharacterized. Gene Ontology annotation, molecular function: metal ion binding. The transcript has 3 exons. Gene Ontology annotation, biological process: tRNA wobble uridine modification; protein histidyl modification to diphthamide. The record is from RefSeq and is a predicted model, not a curated record. Bases 122 to 832 code for a protein of 236 amino acids. Lineage: Eukaryota; Viridiplantae; Streptophyta; Magnoliopsida; Fagales; Juglandaceae. Gene Ontology annotation, cellular component: nucleus; cytosol.
UUGCCAACUACGCAGACGCAGCACUAGAUCAUACCUCUAACUGUUCCGGCUCGCUUAAGAAAAAAUUGUACUCCUCCCCAACUCCAGAGGAUCAAAGAAACAAAGUCAUUCACGAUCGGCCAUGGCGACGACGUCGUUUGUGACGAUUACUAUGAUGGCUAUGGCGGCGGUUUUCGUCGGAGCGAGCGACAACAACCGGAUACACUCGCCGUGCUCGGACACGACGGUGGCAAGAUCCGACGGGUUCACUUUCGCGAUCGCGUUCGCGUCGAGGAACUCGUUCCUCUACAACAGCACCCUCCAGCUGUCCCCCUGUGACAGCAGGCUUCACCUUUCCUCCAAGUCUCAGAUCGCGCUCUUCAGGCCCAAGGUCGACGAGAUCUCACUCCUCACCGUCAACUCCUCCUUCACUCCGGACUCUUUUGGGUAUAUGGUUGCAUUUGCGGGUCGGAAAUAUGCUGCAAGGUCUGUUCCUACGUUUGUUGCGAAUAGUUCAUACACCGUAACCAGCUUUACUCUUGUGCUUGAGUUUCAGAAGGGCAGGCUGCAAAACUUGUAUUGGAAAAGGGAUGGUUGCUCCAAAUGUUCAGGAAACUCUAACUUUGUCUGUCUCAACAAUCAGCAUUGCGCAAUCAAAACAUCCAGCUGCAAGAACCAUGGAUCCACUGUAGAUUGCAGUCUUGGGAUACAAUUAGCAUUCUCUGGUACAGAUAAGCACCUUUCAGCUCUCAACUCAUGGUAUGAAGUGGAAAAACUUCGUCAGUACUCGCUUUAUGGUCUUUAUUCAAAUCUCAAGGAUUCUCUCACUAGCCAGUAUAACAAGAUUUUCUAACUGCAUAGUGGCUGGAUUUUAAGAAUUUUACUGCUGGCACGUUGUAAUUCAUUUUACUGUUGGAUAUAUGGAUUGAUUUAGAACCGUCUUUUACUGUGUGGAUUCCCCCCGGCCCCCUUUUUCUUCCUUGGUAAAAGAUCUUCCGAGUUAUCUUUGUAUUAUUUUAUAUGGUUAACAAUUCUUUGUGAUCAUAAAAAGAGAGAUGAUUACAUA